AAUUAGGUCAUGUGGAUGCUCAUUUGAGUUGCCACAUAAUGAGUUGGAGGAAAAUUCAUCAACAUAUUAUGGUGUUAGAACUUAGAACUAUACUGCAUGUGCUCAAUGAGAACGGUAAUACAGAAGAGAAAACCUAGACAAACUCUUUUUCCAUUUUCAGGCCUAUACGUAUCAGGUGCAGCUAUUGCUGGAAUUCUUUUCGGUGUCUGGGUCUUUUCCAUCAUUCAACGGAGGAAAAGACGUGCUCAAGAAUCUAAAAGCAAAGACCUGCCUACACCUCCCUCAAGCACAGUACCUGCUUCUUCAAUUAAUUUCUCUCGAAGCAUCCCAUCUUAUCCCUACUCAAAGUCGGAUCUUGAAAAGGGAAGCACCUACUUUGGAGCACAGAUCUUCAGCUAUGAUGAACUGGAAGAAGCCACUAACAAUUUUGACACUUCUAGAGAACUUGGAGAUGGGGGCUUCGGCACUGUUUACUAUGGCAAGCUCCAUGAUGGGCGCAUAGUUGCAGUGAAGCGCCUAUAUGAAAAUAAUUUGAAACGUGUUGAGCAGUUCAUGAAUGAAGUUGAGAUCCUAACUAAGAUAAGGCACAAAAACCUUGUGACACUGUAUGGAUGCACCUCAAAACGUAGCCGAGAACUUAUCCUGGUUUACGAAUACAUUCCCAAUGGAACUGUGGCUGAUCAUCUUCAUGGAAAUCGUUCGAAAUCCGGUUUGCUGACUUGGCCAGUUCGGUUGAGCAUUGCCAUAGAGUCAGCUGAGGCACUGGCAUUCCUCCAUCUAUCAGAUGUUAUACACCGUGAUGUCAAAACCAACAACAUUCUCCUUGACGAGAAAUUCCAAGUGAAAGUGGCUGAUUUCGGUUUGUCACGGUUGUUCCCAACAGAUGUCACACACGUAUCAACUGCUCCACAGGGGACACCUGGGUAUGUCGAUCCUGAGUAUUACCAGUGCUACCAACUCACUGACAAAAGUGAUGUUUAUAGCUUUGGAGUGGUAUUAAUUGAACUUAUAUCAUCAUUACCAGCUGUGGACACCAAUAGGCACCGGCACGAUAUAAAUUUGGCUAAUAUGGCUGUCAACAAGAUUCAAAAUCAUGCGUUACAUGAGUUGGUUGAUCCGCUUAUUGGAUUUGAAAAGGAUUACACUGUAAAGAAGAUGACAACGUCAGUGGCAGAAUUGGCUUUUCGGUGCUUGCAACAGGAGAGGGAUAUGAGGCCUAGCAUGGAUGAAGUACUGGAGAUAUUGAGAGGAAUCCAAAAUGAAGAGAUAGGUGCUCAGAAAGCUGAAGUGGUGGAUAUUAGGGCAGCAGAUGAUGUUGGGCUUUUGAAGAAUAUUCCUCCCCCGCUUUCUCCAGAUUCAGUUGUGAAUGAUAAAUGGCAGAUGCAAGAUUUCAGGAGAACUGCUUGACCCAAGUUGUGCAAGCAUGGACAUUCAUUCAGUGCUCUGGCAAGUGGGUUCAGGUUUAUAGCUUCAGUGAUGUGCAUUUGUUUGAAUAUGUAAAACCUUGGUCCAUUUCAAUCAUGUACUAAGUCUACUACCUUUCUCCAGAAAUUGCAUCAUAAAAAAUCCUUGGCAAUUCCCAUUGAAGGAUGUUCUA
This is a messenger RNA of Quercus lobata, 1597 nucleotides long. RefSeq names its product LEAF RUST 10 DISEASE-RESISTANCE LOCUS RECEPTOR-LIKE PROTEIN KINASE-like 1.4. The transcript is spliced from 3 exons. The record is from RefSeq and is a predicted model, not a curated record. Lineage: Eukaryota; Viridiplantae; Streptophyta; Magnoliopsida; Fagales; Fagaceae. Bases 97 to 1407 code for a protein of 436 amino acids. Gene Ontology annotation, biological process: protein phosphorylation. Gene Ontology annotation, molecular function: ATP binding; protein kinase activity.